AUGGAGAAGGCCUUCGACCGAGUAUGGCACGAGGGCCUGAUCCACAAACUGAGACACACUUCAAACUCUCCGAAGAUCGUCCGAAUAAUUAAAUCCUUCCUGAGCAACAGACGUUUCAAGGUCAAGGUACAAGAAGAGCUCUCGCAAGAACACCCAGCCACGGCAGGAGUACCGCAGGGAAGCUGUCUCUCACCGGCGCUCUACUCGCUGUUCACGGAUGAUAUCCCAACCCUCCCCGGGGUCACACUGGCGCUCUACGCUGACGACGCGGCCUACGUAGCUACGUCUUUAGACACAGAGUAUGCCAUCAAGAAAUUACAACGCAAACAAGUAAAUGAAAACCAAGAAGAACCUCAGCUUCGGACGCGACUCCGCCCGGGCACUUACGGGCCUGAGAGAAUAAAGCAACAGUGCAACAGUGCUCGUGGCAGUUUAAGUUCGGAAAGAAGUGGAAUAACACCGAAAUCACCGAAAUCUACGAACCCUAGCACGUAUUACAAGGCCGUAGGCGUCUUCCCCGAGAGCACCCGUGCGGCGGUGGUGCGCCCGCUACCCGCCGCUCGCGCUGUUGCAGGCGCGCGCUACGUGCUGGCGGGCGGCGCGCUGCUGCUGCGCGACGUGCGUGCGAGCGACGCGGGCGCCUACGGCUGCCUGGCGCGCCACGCGCUCUCCGCCACCUCGCGCCGCUCGCCGCCCGCGCGCCUGGCCGUACUGGCCGCGCCCGCGCCCGCCGCGCCGCGCGCCCUGCCGGCGGCGCGCGAGCUGCGUGUGGCGCCGGGCGCGCCCUUCUGCCUGCCGUGCGCCGCGCGCGCGCAGCCGGCGCCGCAGUACGCGUGGUACCGCGAGCGAGCGGGCGGGCUGGCGCUCGUGCCGCCCGACGCGCUGUGGCGCUGGGCGGGCGGCGCGGCGCUGUGCACGGCGCGCGCGGAGCCGCAGCACGCGGGCGCGUGGCUGUGCAAGGCGCACAACGCGCUGGGCGAGGCCACGGUGCGCCUGCGCGUGCUCGUGCUGGAGGACUUCACCGUCAGCGUUGAACCGGCCGUGCUGUGCACGGUGGGUUUGGGUGCUUCGGCCCAUACAUUGGUCCUUCGAGCCGGAUAUCGGGAACCGAGGACAUUUUUUGAGGACAAAGUGGUCACUGGAGACCACCCGCCGUACUCGCAGUGGAUUGCUGCAGAAACCGAAAAAUCUGGAACUUGCAGAAUCGACAAUUGCAGAAAACGGCAUCAUUCACUUCUGCAUCCAGAACAGGAGAGCCAGAGUAGAGCUACCAGUUCAAUAGCAAGAGAACCAGUUGAGAGUGCUAGAAUUACAACUAGUGCUGAACCAAUAGUUUCCUGCUUAUCAACACAAAGAAGCUCUAAUAGCGGACAGGUUUUACUUGCAACAGCAUUAGUAAAAGCCGAGUCUGAAACUGGAGAUCAAAAUAUUAGGGCACUAAUAGAUCAAGGGUCACAAGCAUGUUUCAUAACCGAAUCAGCUGUGAAACGGUUACAGCUCAAGAAGACUGCAGGCUUGGGUCUCACUAACCUCGCGGUCGGUCCGAUCGGAGCCCAGUGCCCGCUCGUGGCGCACCCGCCGGCAGCAGUACAGCGGCGGCUCGCGCAGGUGGCGCCGCCGGGGAGCACGGUGCGCUUCACCUGCAGCUGCAGCGAGCCGGCGGCCGCGCUGCAGUGGGUGCGCGACGGCGCGGCGCUGGCGGGGGCGGCGGGCCCCGCGCUUGUGCUGCGCGGCGUGACGCGGGCGCAGCGCGGCCUGUACCAGUGCGUGGCGCGCCGCGGUCGCCGCGCCGAGCGCGCCGCCGCCGAGCUGCGCCUGGCGGGUGAGCCGCUCCCCCACAGCCGCAGCGAGACGGAGGGUGAUCCGCUCCCCCACAGCCGCAGCACGCCAGCAGGUGAGCCACUCCCCUACAAACGCAGCGAGCCGGCGGAGAACGGCUCCCCCUCAGCCGCAGCACGCCAGCAGUUGCGUUUAUUUUAUGCGCGGACGAACAACAGUGAUGCCAGCAGUCACUGCGUCCGCGCCACUGCAACAGUCCCGCCGAGUGACGCGCCGCUGUCCGCAGACUCGGCGCCGGAGCUGCUGUACACGUUCAUCGAGCAGGCGCUGCGCGGCGGCGGCGGCGUGGCGCUGCGCUGCGUGGCCGCCGGCGCGCCGCCGCCGCGCGUCGCCUGGCUGCUGGACGGCCAGCCGCUGGAGCGCUUCCUGCCGCCGCACAGGUACUCGGUGCGCGAGGAGGCGAGCGCGCCGGGCGAGGUGGCGUCCACGCUCAACGUGUCGGCGGCGGCGCCGGGCGACGGCGGGCGCUACACGUGCCGCGCCAGCAACGCGCUGGGCGCCGCCGAGCACUCCGCGCGCCUCAACAUCUACGGCCCGCCGACGGUGCGCGCGCUGGGCGCGGCGCGCGCGGUGGCGGGAGACAACUUCACGCUGCACUGCCCCUACGCCGGAUAUCCGAUCAGCUCGGUGACGUGGCGGCGGCGCGGCGCGGCGGCGGCGCUGCCGGCCGAGGGCCGCGUGGCGGCGCGCGGCGCCGAGCUACGCCUGGCGCCGGCGCAGGCGCACGACGCGGGCCACUACGCCUGCAGCGUGGCCGCGCCCGCCGGGCCCGUGGCCAGCGCCGAGCUGGAGCUGCUGGUGCGCAACCCGCCCAAGAUCUCGCCCUUCCUGUUCUCGUCUGAGCUGGCGGAGGGCAGCGCGGCGCAGGUGCUGUGCGGCGUGUCGUCGGGCGACCGCCCGCUGUACUUCUCGUGGCUGAAGGACGGCGCGCCGCUGCCGCCCGCCCUGCAGGUGGAGGAGAAGCACCUCAACGACUUCUCGCUGCUGAUGUUCCCGGCGCUGAGCGCGCGCCACAGCGGCGCCUACACGUGCCGCGUGGCCAACCACGCCGCCGCCGCCACCUACACCGCCGCGCUCAGCGUGCGCGUGCCGCCCGCCUGGCGCAGCGAGCCGCGCGACGCCGGCGCGCUGCUGGGCGCGCCGCUGCGCCUGCCGUGCGCCGCCGCCGGCCGGCCGCCGCCGCUCGUCGCCUGGGCGCGCCGCGCCGAGCCCAGCGGCGCCGACGGCCCCGAGCGCUGGGAGCCGCCGGGGCCCCAGUGGGAGGCGGCGGCGGACGGCGCGCUGGUGGCCCGCGCCGCCGCGCGCGCGCAUCGCGGCCUGUACCGCUGCUCGGCCGACAACGGCGUCGGCGCACCGCUCGUCAAGCUCGUCACCGUCGCCGUCCACGAGCCGCCGCACUUCGAGGCGGGCGCCGCGCCGCGCAACGUGUCGAGCGUGCGCGGCGGCGGCGUGGAGCUGGCGUGCGAGGCGCGCGGCGACCCGCCGCUGGCCGUGCACUGGUCACACGGCGGCGCCGCGCUGGCCACGGGCGCUGGGCGCUGGUCGCUGGCGGAGGCGCGGCGCGCGGACGGGCUGCAGUCGCUGCUGCGGCUGCGCAGCGCCGAGCCGCGCGACGCGGGCGCCUACCGCUGCCACGCGCGCAACCCGCACGGCCGCGCCGACGCGCUCUUCGUGCUCACGGUGGAAGAGCCUCCGGAAGCGCCGCGCGCACUGCGCCUGGCGGGCGCCGGCGAGCGCGCCGUGCGCGUGGCGUGGCGCGCGCGCGACGCGCCCGGCGUGCACUACGCCGCGCUGUGCGCGCCGCUGCUCGCGCCCGCGCCCGCGCCCGCGCCGCGUAACCUCUCGCUGGAGCGCACCGCGCCCGGCGCCGACGCCGACGGCUACCGGCUGCUGCGCGCGCGCGUCGACGGGCUGCGGCCGGCCGCCGCCUACGCGCUGCGCGUGCUGGCCGCCAACCGCGUGGGCCGCUCGCCGCCGUCCGACGCGCUGCUGUUCACCACGCUGGAGGAGGCGCCCGCGGCGGCGCCGCGGGACGUGCGCGCGCGCGUCGUGGCGCCCGAGGAGCUGCUCGUGUCGUGGGCGCCGCCGGCGGGCGACUGGGGCGGCGAGCUGCUGGGCUACGCGGUGGCGUGGCGCGAGGUGGAGCGCACCGGCGCCGCGGACGGGCCGCGCGAGGAAGGCGCGACGGGCGGCACGGCCGUGGCGCGCGGGCGCGGCGCGACGCAGCUGACGCUGGGCGGCCUGCACCCAUUCGCGCGCUACUCGCUGUCGGUGCGCGCCUUCAACCGCGCGGGCCCGGGGCCGCCCGCGCCGCCCGUGCUGGCCGCCACGGCGGACGGCGCGCCCGAGGAGCCGCCGCGGGCCGUGCGCUGCGAGGCGGCGGGCGCGCACGGGCUGCGCGUGCGCUGGCUACCGCCGCCGGGCCCGCCGCCGGCGCGCUACGACGUGCUGUUCGCGGCGGAGGCGGCGGGCGCGGGCGAGGCGCGCGCGGCGGGCGGCGAGGCGCUGCUGGGCGGGCUGCGCGCCGCCAGCGAGUACGCGGUGCGCGUGCGCGGGCGCUCGGAGCGCGGCGCGGGGCCGGCGUCGCCGCCGCAGCUGUGCCGCACGGACGACGACGUACCGGGCGCGGUGACGCUGGUGCGCGCGCUGCCGGCGGGCGCGGACGCCGUGCGCGUGAGCUGGGCGGCGCCGGGCGCGCGCGGCGGCCGCCUGCUGCACUACACGCUGAGCGCGCGCGAGCGGGGCGCGGCGGCCGAGCGCAGCGCGCGCGUGCCCGCCGACGACGCGGACGAGGCGUGGCUGGAGCUGCGCGGGCUGCGCGCCGCCGAGCACGAGUUCUGGGUGCGCGCCGCCACCGGCGCCGGCGCGGGCCCGCCCAGCCGCGCCGUGAGCGCCGCGCCGCAGCCGCCGGGCGCCGCGCGCGUGGCCGCCGUGCCGCGCGAGCUGCGGGUAGCGCAGGGCGCGCGCGUGCGCCUGCGCUGCGCCGUGCUGGGCGCGCCGCCCGUGAGCCGCCGCUGGGCGCCGCUGCCGCGCGCGCACACCGUCACCGACAGCGGCGACCUCGUCAUCCACAAGGUGGAGCAGCACGCCAACUACACGUGCACGGCGCGCAACGCGCUGGGCGCCGACUCCGCCACGUACGCGCUGCGCGUGCUGCGCCCGCCCGCGCCGCCCGCGCUGCGCCUGGCGCGCGCCGCCGCGCACGCGCUGCACCUCGCCUGGGACGCGCCCGGCGACGGCGGCGCGCCGCUGCUCGGUUACACGCUGCUGUGGUGGAGCGGCGCGGAUGCGGGCGAGGAGGCGGCGGCGCGGCGCUGGCGCGCUGGCGCCGAGGCGCGCGGGGCGGUGCUGCGCGGCCUGGCGUGCGGUGCGCCCUACCGCGUGGCGCUGCGAGCGCACAACUCGGCGGGCGCGUCGCCACCGUCGCGCCCCCUGCUGCUGCGCACGCGCGGCGACAGGGCGGUGGCGCCGGCGGCCGGCGAGUGCAUCUGGGCCAACGCCACGGCGCUGCGCGUGGCGCUGCUGGCGUGGGGCGGGCGCUGCGCCGUCGAGCGCUUCUCGCUGGCGCUGCGCGAGCCGGGCGGCGCCUGGCGCGAGCUGCGCGCGGCCGGCGGCGGCGCGGAGGCGGGCGGGCUGGCGCCGGGCGCGUGGUACGAGCUGCGCGUGGCGGCGCACGCGCCGGCCGGCGACUCGCUGGCGCUGUUCCGCGCCGCCACGCUCACGGCGGACGGAGAGCGGGUCGGCGAGCCGUCGGAGCUGCCGCUGGAGGAUCGCGCGCCAGUCGACGUGGGCGAAGGCGCGGCGCCGGCGGCGUGGUGGCGCGGCGGCGCGGGCGCGGCCGCGGCGCUGCUCGGCGCGGCGCUGGCGCUGCUGCUGGGCGCCGCCGCGCUGCUGGCGUGCCGCGGGCGGCGCGACGCGCAGGCGCCGAGCGCGCGACCGGCGGAGCGCGCGGCGCCGCGCAAGCCGCCGGCCGCGCACGAGAUCAGCCCGUACGCCACGUUCAGCAUGUCGAGCGCCGACGCGCCGCGCUCGUGCGCGCUGCACGUGCGCGCUCGCUCGCCGCACGCGCUGGGCGCCGCGCCGCCGCGCCCGCAGCUGCUGGCACAACCCAACGACUACGGCAGCGCGCGCGACAGCGACUCGGAGUCGAGCGGCUCGCCGUGCGCCGCGUGCGCCGCCGAGCGGUACCGCGCGCCGCCGGCCGACUCCAGCGCGGAGGACGGCUCGUAUCACCCGCCGCGAGCGCGCGCGCCCCGCCGCGACCACCCCGCCGCCAGCCAUCGGUUCUGAAGACUGCGGGGGCUCGAGUGAGCACGGUUCCCUAGCUGUCGGUGGCACGCCCGCUGCGCGCCGGGCUGGGGCCGGGCUGGCGGUGCGCGGGGGGCGCCGCUGCUGCAGGGACCCCUCGGGACGCUGGCGGG
Messenger RNA from Bicyclus anynana (squinting bush brown), 6260 nucleotides. Its product is annotated as cell adhesion molecule Dscam2-like. Lineage: Eukaryota; Metazoa; Arthropoda; Insecta; Lepidoptera; Nymphalidae. Gene Ontology annotation, cellular component: axon; plasma membrane. Gene Ontology annotation, molecular function: protein binding. The record is from RefSeq and is a predicted model, not a curated record. The transcript has 20 exons. Gene Ontology annotation, biological process: cell-cell adhesion; axon guidance. The coding region runs from base 1 to 6129 and encodes 2042 amino acids.